AUCGGGUUUCCGUGUCAUGUCCUUCGAAGAAAAGAUAAAAGAUAUUGCUGAGCCAGAAGACAGCAUCCAACUGAAUCUUGAGCAAAGGCACCCUACCGUCUCUCCUCCCAGGCCUCUUUUCCCUUACUACCACGAUAUAUGAAAGGAUACUAGUGGGUGCUUUGCAGUACGUUUCGCAUUAUGAGGAAAUACAGGUGGUCGGGAGGGAAAAGGGAUGACGAUGUCGAUGGCAGUCAAGGAGAUAGGUGGUUGCACGGCGCUUGUAUGCGUAUGUAUGUCUUGAAAAAUGCCGUAAAACGUGCAGUGGCAUGUAGACCUGCAUCUUCUGCGCCGCCGCAGUUUGAACCGUUUAUUUUCCCCUUCCACUUCUUGUUUCCCCUUUUUGGGCUUUGCUAUGAUUUAUGGGAUUUGUCUAUUGUUCGCAUUGGUCGAAGUUGAGACCGAGGUCAACUUCCCAAUCAUAUAUAGCCAUUUAAAUAAAGCGGUCUUUCGCGACAAUAUGUCGCUUCGAGACCCGAGUGCCGCGUGUAAGGGGGUGGGGGUGGGAAGCGAUGAAAAGGACGGGAAACAUGAGGUGACAGCCAACGCUUAUGCAGGUACGUAUGUCGGGCUUUCCAAAACUCGUCGUGUCAUCGGUGAUUUGUGGAUUUGGUAACACGUCGUGCCGGCCUUCACCUUGAACCCACGUUUGUGUAGACGCGGUUGCGGGAUUACAAUCUCAACGCCGGUCAGCCAGGAAGGCCACUGCAAACUCGGCGAUCACGGCGUCUUGUGGUCCGGCCAUGUGCUCGUCCAAUGUCUCCGAUGUUGAGGUUGUCGAGUGAAGAAGGGGAGCUCCACUGGAACUGGCCGACGGGAGGCCCCGCCGGUGCCGGAACCGGGGAGCUCCGCAGCAUUCCGCUCCCAGUUGCGGAGCGGGAGUCGAGGUCACAUCAAUGAGGAUGGAUAGGAGGAGAGGGAGUGCGGGGAUGGAGAUCGGUGGGGUGAAUGGCUCGUUUGUCCCGCAGCCGUCACGGAGGGUCCG
Neurospora hispaniola is the source of this 1024-nucleotide messenger RNA. RefSeq lists its product as uncharacterized. The coding region runs from base 395 to 655 and encodes 86 amino acids. The record is from RefSeq and is a predicted model, not a curated record. NCBI's taxonomy places the organism in Eukaryota, Fungi, Ascomycota, Sordariomycetes, Sordariales, Sordariaceae. The transcript has a single exon.